UUUGCAGACUUUUUCCAUCUAACAUGGUUCAAGAAAGCAUUAUUUCAUCUUUCCGUGGAAAACUUGAAAACGAUCCAAGCAAAUCAACGAGUCUAGCCACAGUGGAAACACUGCUCGAGGUUUUAGACCGGAGUCGCGCCACCACCGUUGCCGAAUUUCAAAAUGAGCUAAAUCAAGUAGUUGCUGCUCUCGAGAAAACGGACUACAGCUCAACAUCAAUUCGAAGUGCCGCUGAUUUGUUCACCAGAUUCACUUCUCUGGCUCCAGCUGCUCUUCUCGAUCAAGAAGAUUUUUCUCAAGUUCUUGAUCUGUAUCGCCAACGAGCACGCUCAUUUAUAAAGAAUGUCAGAGGUUCUCGAGCCAAAAUUUCCAAGUGCGCUCGUCUAUUUUUCACUCAUCAUAUGAAUAUUCUGACACACUCAUACAGCAAAGUGGUUCUGGAAACUAUUCUUGAUGCUCACAAAAGUGGAUAUCACCUUCAUGUCUGGGUCACCGAAUCGCAACCGGAUGCUUCAGGAAAACUAGUGUUUGAAGAAUUGAAAAAGAAUGGAGUUCCAACUACUUUAGUUCUAGAUAGCUGUGUGGGAUAUGUCAUGGAAAGAAUUCAAGCAGUUCUAGUUGGCGCUGAAGGAGUCAUGGAAACCGGUGGAAUCAUCAAUAAAAUUGGAACUGUUAAUGUUUGUAUCAUCGCAAAAUCACGGCAUGUUCCCGUCUAUGUUUGCGCUGAAACUAUCAAGUUUGUACGGGAGUUCCCACUCAACCAGGCCGAUAUUCCCCAAGAAUUCAAAUAUCGAACAUCAGUAAUUGAGAGAAACAACCUAGAAUUGGAGCAUCCCGAUGUGGAUUACACCGCACCCGAAUUUCUGACACUGAUCAUUACUGAUGUCGGCGCAAUGAAGCCUGAAGCUGUUGGAGAAGAACUCAUUAAAAUGUAUAUCUGAGGGUAGAAAUUUAUUUGAACGUGUAUUUAAUUCAAUCAAAUUAAAUUAAUUUGUUCUUGUUUUGUUUUUUAUAAUUAUGAUUGGUUUUUUUCUUUUACAAAAAUAAAAAAUAACGUGGAACCC
Messenger RNA from Caenorhabditis elegans, 1064 nucleotides. RefSeq names its product Translation initiation factor eIF2B subunit alpha (gene eif-2Balpha). NCBI's taxonomy places the organism in Eukaryota, Metazoa, Nematoda, Chromadorea, Rhabditida, Rhabditidae. The record is from RefSeq and is marked reviewed. The transcript has 5 exons. Bases 24 to 941 code for a protein of 305 amino acids. Gene Ontology annotation, cellular component: cytosol.